UCGCGAGCUGCAGUCGGCGGGUGGCGGCACGCGACACAGGCCAACCGGAGUCCCGCAUACCAUUAACUCGCCGCGGUCAUGUGCGGCCUGGACCAGGGGGAGCAGCCGCGCCGCUCCAGGCCCAGCGAGACGCGCAAGAUACGGAAACCACUCAUGGAAAGAAAAAGGAGAGCUCGAAUAAAUCACAGUCUCAAUGAACUUAAGAAACUGAUCAUGAAUUCUGAAAAUGAGAAAUUAAAGGCUACUAAACUUGAGAAGGCAGAUAUUUUGGAGAUGACAGUGAAACAUCUACAGGAACUUCAUGGACAACAUUCACAGAUCAGCAGGUCAAGUGCUCCAGAAGAAUCUACAGAAACACAUGAGAAAAAUCCAGUGCUCAGAUCUGAAAGGACUGUGACCCCUGUUUUGCAUGUUCUGCAUAUCACAGGCACAAAUCAUUUUUCUCAGUCCACACAUAGUACCACACACAGUACACAGAAAGUACGACAAAAUCCAUUGACUGGAUGUGAAGAUUUUGGUAGAAGGGACAUUACUUCAGAAACAUUUGUGGAAACAAAAGACAGAUUUUAUAUUGGUUUCUGGGAAUGUGUAAAAGAAGUGAACAAAGCAAUUAACAAUGUACAACCUAGUUUAAAAAACAGAUUAUCAGAGCAUCUGCAAAGACACCUCCAAAACCUGCAGAAGAAAAGUAAUUCACAGAAACUACAGAAAGAAAUGUGGAGGCCAUGGUAACAAGAAUGGACUGUAAACCUACAAAAUAAUAGAGUAUGUUGAAUAUGGCAUGGUAAAUUAUGAUAUCAUUUUUCUGUCCAUACUGCUCAGAGUGAUUUUAUUUAUGUCUUUCCAAACCGACACAAUAAAAUUGCAAAGCAGGAGAUUUUUGACUUAUUUUGUACAUAUAUUGGUAAUGAUUUUUUAGCUCACUCAGUGGUAUUUUAGAAUUAUUUCUGUCUCUGUACUACUCUUCUGAAUUUCUGUUAUUUUAAUUGUUUCUCCCUUGUUUUUUGAUUUAUCUCUUUAUUCUCUUUGGUAAUUGCUCCUCUUGUUACAUCUGCUUUUUAUCUUGAUCUAUAGUAAUGAUUAAUGAGGACCACCACAUCUGUAUUUAUACAACAAUUGUUAUGUAAUGAGUGGUUUCAUUCUUUUAUAACAUCAGCAAUAGUUAUAUAAAUAUGUCUGUGGUGGUUCCCAUUAAUAAUUAAUAUUAGUAUCAAUCACAUGUGAAACUCAACAAGAUCAAGAUUAUGUUAAUCAGUUACCAUAAUUACUGUAUUCUACCACAUUUCUUUCUUUAUGAUUCUGUUGUAAGUUCUUUCAACUCAGGUAUCAUAAUUAACUUUUUGUCAGUUCCUUGGAUUCUUCUACCUCUGCUUGUUGCUCCUCCUCCCCCCUCCAUUCCACCCCUUCCCAACAUCCCAUCUCUCUUCUUAUUUGAAACAGUGGUUUAAUUAUUUAUUAUUCUGGAAUCUCCCAUAAAUCCUGAUCCUGUAUUUCAACAUAUUGUACUCUAACCCCAUUUCUAUGACACCCUCUCCAUACGGAAAUUUGCUCAAAAUUUGUCAUACUGUCACGUAGGUGGAACAGUUCUUAUAUCAGCUACAUGAUAUUCACUAAAGUGAAUGAUACUUUGCAACAAAUAUCCUCAUUUGUGGAAAUCUCAAAUAGCAAAAGAAUUUAAAUGAGACAACUGAAUAGUUCUCAACUUCUUUUUACAUAUAUAAUUUAGACCUUAUUGUCUGUGGACAAAUAAAGAAUUAUUUUGCAUUGUGGGUAUACAUGGUAGUCAACAACAGUGUGAAAAGCUUGUAAGGAUGUGGCAGGGGAGAUGGUGCUGAGAAAUAUUUUUUUAAAAAAUUGAUACAUUGUGCCAUUUCUGAGUUGCUUAGCAUUUAAGUUAGCCAAUCAGGUCAUCACAUGCACAAAUUCAAGUGUACUUCCAGAUACAGUGUCACCAAACUUGUUCUUCAUUUGCGUUCCUCAAACCAAGCAAAUGUAGCUUUUGCUCACCUAGCUUAAAUUUAUCUCUUGCUAAACAGGGUCAUUUUAAUGGGUAAUGAGCAUUUGAACAAGUGGAACUCACAGCCUCAUAGAUGUCUGUGCAUUACCAUAUUUUAGCACGUGCAAGUGUUUGAAUUUGUCCUGACUGGCUAACUUCAAUGCUAAAUAACUCAGAAAUGGUGCAAUGCAUCAGUUUUUUUCUUAACAAUUAUUUCACAGCACAAUCUCACCAGCAACAUCAAUACAAGCUUUUGAGACUGUUUCUGACUGCUCAGUAUAGUACAAUUACGGCAUAAUACAAGGGAGAAAUGAAAAUAAUACAUCUUAGUUAUUCACAAACAAUGUGGUACAAAUGAGAAGAUAAUCUCCUCUCAAAGGAAUUAUUUAAUUCUAUAUAUAGACAUACUAAGCCAAUGACUCCUUCAAAAAUCUGUUCUACAAAUUGAAUCCCAAAUAGUAGGUGUAUAUAUAUGUAAUUUUUAUGUUAUGCAUUGUGAAGUGAAAGUCACAAUAUUUUCUAGUGUUGUAAAUAUGUACAUCAUUGCCUAAACUAUUGUAUUAUGCAUAUUGAGAUUAACUGUAUAUUUUUAUAAAUAUAUAGUGAUGGACAUGUAAGUAAUUUUUCCUCCAAUAUGUACUUCCAGGAAAAAACAUGGAAAUCACAUGAUCUUCUGUUAAUGUAUGAUGUUAUCAUAAACAGUUUACUUGAUACAAUUAAGACACAAUGUGCUGUUGCAGCCUUUUGUAUCAUCCUUUUCACCACAUGAGUCUUCCAUAUGUGAUUCAUCUGCCAUUAAACAUUAAAUUACAAAUUAUUUUAAUGAACAUUUUAAUAUUAUUUGAGUAAUUUGAUUUCCAGAGAAUGUAAUAUGAUAUAUAUGCAAAUAAAAUCAAAAUUACAUGGUAAAAACAA
Schistocerca gregaria is the source of this 2911-nucleotide messenger RNA. RefSeq names its product enhancer of split mgamma protein. NCBI's taxonomy places the organism in Eukaryota, Metazoa, Arthropoda, Insecta, Orthoptera, Acrididae. The record is from RefSeq and is a predicted model, not a curated record. Gene Ontology annotation, biological process: anterior/posterior pattern specification; regulation of neurogenesis; regulation of transcription by RNA polymerase II. The transcript has 3 exons. Gene Ontology annotation, cellular component: nucleus. Gene Ontology annotation, molecular function: RNA polymerase II cis-regulatory region sequence-specific DNA binding; protein dimerization activity; DNA-binding transcription factor activity, RNA polymerase II-specific. Bases 79 to 732 code for a protein of 217 amino acids.